CCGCGGGACGGGGGGGAGACGGCGAUGGUGGAGGAGGAGGGGGGAGGAGGGGGCGGGCGAGAGGGGGGGAGGGGGGCCCCCUUACCCCCACUCCCGACGAUGGCGGGAAGAGGAGGAGGAGAGACGGGGGAGCAGGUCUACAAGAUCGCCCUGUACGUCAAGGCGGGCAGCGACGGAGAGAGCCUGGGUAACUGCCCCUUCUCCCAGCGGCUCUUCAUGAUCCUGUGGCUGAAGGGGGUGGUCUUCAACGUGACCACCGUGGACCUGAAGAGGAAACCGGCCGACCUGCAGGCCCUGGCGCCGGGCACCAACCCGCCGUUCGUGACCUUCAACGGGGAGCUGAAGGUCGACGUCAACCUCAUCGAGGAGUUCCUGGAGGAGAAGCUCACCCCCCCACGGUACCCCCGGCUGGCCCCCCGCCACAAGGAGUCUCACACCGCCGGCAUCGACGUCUUCGCCAAGUUUUCUGCCUACAUCAAGAACCCCCGCAAGGACACCAAUGAAGCUUUGGAGAAGGCCCUCCUCCGUUCCUUGCGGCGUCUCGAUGACUUCCUGCGAACGCCGCUGUCGGAGGAGAUUGACGCCGACGAUGCCGGCGACCUCCCCGAGUCACGACGCCGCUUCCUGGACGGCCCCGAGCUGACCCUGGCCGACUGCAACCUGCUGCCCAAGCUGCACAUCCUCAAGGUGGUGGCCCGGAAGUACCGCUCGCUGGAGAUCCCCGCCGACAUGACGGGCGUGUGGCGUUACCUUGACAACGCCUCCCAGCGCACAGAGUUCACCUCCACCUGCCCCGCAGAGAGGGAGGUGGAGAUCGCUUACCUGGACGUAGCGAAGCGCAUCCAAUAGAGGGAGGGAGGGGGGAGAGAGAGAGGGAGAGGGAGAGAGGGAGGUAGAGAUUGCAUACCUGGACGUAGCCAAACACACCAACU
Gadus morhua (Atlantic cod) is the source of this 932-nucleotide messenger RNA. Its product is annotated as chloride intracellular channel protein 4. The transcript has 6 exons. NCBI's taxonomy places the organism in Eukaryota, Metazoa, Chordata, Actinopteri, Gadiformes, Gadidae. The coding region runs from base 25 to 849 and encodes 274 amino acids. The record is from RefSeq and is a predicted model, not a curated record.